GAUCCGGUUCGUUUCGAUCAACUCUCCCUUAACAAACCCUCGAACACUCUGCACGCACAAUUGUUGCCCUUCAUUUGCUGCUCCUUGUCCAUGGCGACUACAGGAUUCCAUUGGGCCCGCCCCACAUUCGGUACUCCGGUAGGAGCGGCAGCAAAACCCUUCCUGGCCUCCCGUUGCUCCUCCACUCGCGUCCUAGCCUUCCGCCGAAGCGACCUCAAUUCGUUCGCCCAGCGAGUGGCCUCCGGCGAGGUCCUGCGGGACGCGUGGCGGAGCGCCAACAAUGGGAUCGAGCAGUUUGCUUCGGAGGCUCGACGCACAGCCGAACGUCUCGACCGUCAAUACUCACUCUCUCGCCGAUUCGACUCCGCUACCCGCGCAGCUGUCGCACGAGCACGGGAGAUCGAUCAGGAUCUGGGUAUUGGGCGGCGGUGGAGGUCAUUCUCCGUGGACUUCUCUAGAAAUUGGCCUAGGUACAGGAGAGAGCUCAAUAAUUUUCUACAAACACCACUUGGAAGAGGACUUGCCACUGUCUUCUUUUGUUGGUUUGCAUUGUCUGGAUGGCUGUUCAGAUUUUUUAUCCUUGCUACAUGGAUCUUACCAUUUGCUGCUCCUCUUCUCAUGGGAACACUUGCUAACAAUUUUGCUAUUCAGGGUACAUGUCCUGCUUGCAAGAGGAAGUUCAUGGGCUCCCGAUUCCAGAUGAUUCGUUGCACAGGCUGUGGCAACAUUGUAUGGCAGCCUAAAGACAACUCCUCUAGCGGUCGUUGGAAUCCUUCCUCUAAAGCGUCUGAGCAGGACGUUAUUGACAUAGAAAUUGAGGAGAAAUAGUGGUCAUUAUGCUAUAAAACAAGGCAUGUCCUUCAUUUGAAAUGUUCUUUGCACCAAAGUGUUUUGUACAUGCAAUUUACAAGAAGAUUGAGGCAUGAUCUUACAAUUCAUGUAAUGUAAAAUGUCGUGAGUUUUAGAACGGUCAUCUCUUUUUGCUCGAUGCGCAGAUGCCAUGUAUUUGUAGAGUUAAAAGGUUUCAUUUGAUUGGUUUCCCUAUAUUUAAAUAUUCAA
Zingiber officinale is the source of this 1059-nucleotide messenger RNA. RefSeq lists its product as uncharacterized. The coding region runs from base 91 to 828 and encodes 245 amino acids. The record is from RefSeq and is a predicted model, not a curated record. Lineage: Eukaryota; Viridiplantae; Streptophyta; Magnoliopsida; Zingiberales; Zingiberaceae. The transcript has 4 exons. Gene Ontology annotation, cellular component: chloroplast.